This is a messenger RNA of Cryptotermes secundus, 2946 nucleotides long. RefSeq names its product sialin (gene NaPi-T). Gene Ontology annotation, molecular function: transmembrane transporter activity. Gene Ontology annotation, biological process: transmembrane transport; monoatomic anion transport. The record is from RefSeq and is a predicted model, not a curated record. Bases 207 to 1682 code for a protein of 491 amino acids. The transcript has 11 exons. Lineage: Eukaryota; Metazoa; Arthropoda; Insecta; Blattodea; Kalotermitidae. Gene Ontology annotation, cellular component: plasma membrane.
UUCAAAAAUGUGAACUGAAAUUUAUUUCAUUUGCCAGACUACCACCAUUCUCACUGGAACAUGGCAGAACAAACACGGCAUUUCAUUCUCAUGGCACAAGAGGUCGGCCAGUGAUGUUGAUUGGCCUCCUCUAGACGAAAUAUUGUGGAUGACAAAGCAGGAGGUCAACCUAAUGGGCGUUGUGGUUGGGAGCGACACAUUACAGCAUGUUCCAGCAUGUUGCGCAUAAGGGAUGCAUGCCGGAGCGGGACAUCCUAUGGUACUUGGUAUUCAUAGGUUUUGCAGUCAAUUAUAUGUUCAGACUGAAUGUCAAUAUUGGCAUUGUAUCUAUGGUGAAGAACCGACCACUAAAAUUAGAUAAUACAUCAUACUCUAGUGUAUGCAUGGAAUCACAGUCAUCACUGACUUCUUAUAACAGUAGUACCAACGUCACAACAAUUGGGCUGCACCUAUCUGAUGAGUUGAGAUUUGACUGGGAUGAGAAGCAGCAAGGGUUAAUUCUUGGCAGUUUCUUCUGGCUCUUCUGGACUACACAAGUGCCUGGUGGCUUGCUGGCACAACGUUAUGGUACCAAGCUCGUAUUUGGACUUACAAAUGGCAUUCCAUGCUUGCUUUCUUUCUUCAUUCCACUAUUUGCAAGAGCAGAUUAUCGUGCUCUUGUUUUCCUCAGAGCACUUCAAGGCUUCAUUGCUGGAACAACAUGGCCAGCAAUGCAUCACUUGGCAGCAAACUGGAUUCCACCUAAUGAACGCAGUAAAUUUGUCACAGCUUACAUGGGUAGUUCUGUAGGGGCUGCAAUUACCUAUCCUCUUUGCGGUUUUCUUAUCAAAUGGUUUGACUGGCCAUCAAUUUACUAUGUAACUGGUGUAGUUGGUGUGAUAUGGUUCAUCACCUGGUGGCUCUUGGUGUAUGAUAGCCCUGCCGAACAUCCGCACAUCUCUGAGAAAGAAAAAACUUACAUCCUCAGUAAACUUGGGGAGACAGUUGCUGAGAAGAAUUUACCAACUCCUUGGAAAGAAGUGUUACUGUCAAGACCUGUGUGGAUGAACAUUCUGGCACAAUGGGGAAAUAUAUGGGGGCUGUUCACUUUGAUGACCCAGGCUCCAACAUACUUCAAAUAUAUUCAUGGCUGGGAUAUCACAAUGACAGGUUUUCUCUCAGGGAUUCCUCAUUUGACUCGAGUAUGCUUUGCAGUUUUAAUGUCCUUUCUUGGUGACUACCUGCUGAGGAAGGAUUUCAUGUCACGGACAAACGUUCGAAAGAUGGCUGCUGCAGCAUGUACCAUAGGCCAAGGUUUGUUCACACUUGGACUUUCCUUCUCAGGCUGUAAUGCCACUGCAGCCAUUGUGUUCUCAACUGUAGCAACUGCAGUGAGUGGAGCUGUAUCUACAGGACCGCUUGCAAGCUUCAUUGAUAUCAGUCCCAACUUUGCAAGUGUCAUGCUGGGAAUAAGUAAUAUGAUCAGUGUUGUUCCUGGCUUUAUAUCACCAGUCAUUGUUGGCUACCUCACAUAUCAAAAUCAAACAAUAGAGCAGUGGCAGCUGGUGUUCAUCAUAUCAUCAGUUAUGUUGCUGGUGGCAGGAUUCCUGUACAUACUUUUCUCAUCAUCUGAGCUGCAGAAGUGGAAUACACCCACUGAAAGAAAACACAUCCCUGAAAAUCAGGAGCUAAAUCCAAAAUAAAAUGCAGAAAUAAGUUAUGCAAGAAUCACGGCAAGUGGUAGAAGAGGACAUUUAUAACAAAACAGAAGACUAAAAUGACAAUACUGUACAUAAUAAUAUUAUGUACAAUAUAUUUGCUGUCACUGUAGUACUCAAUAAACAGUAGUAUGAGGUAUCUUCCAAAAUUAGAAGUACAGCAUUAUGCGAUUUAGAGCCAUGUAGACUGAUAGAUGGGUACCAACAUUCUCCAGAACACUGGUAACUAUCUACCAGACUACAUGGCAUCACAACUCAGGAGACUGUAAUCCUAAUAGUCAACAACAGGAGAACUUCAAAUCUCAUAUAGUCCAUAAUGUUCUUCCGAUUUGUCAUGGAAAUACUUUAUUUUCAUGUUGAAUUUAAGGUUCUUGUAGUAGUGACUAUGAAGAGUGAAGUCUUUUGGGUUGUACGGCCAGGUAAUUUGGAGAUGGCAUAAUGUUUCAGAGAAAUAUAAUGCCUUCAUCUUCAAGGCCAAGAGUGUGCCAAGGAAGAAGGGACCAGAAGCAAAUGGCAAGCUGAGCUUGGUCUGAAUUAUGUGGUAUUAAAACAGAGCAUACCAUACUCUUUAUUUUCAGACUUAAAUACUUAGAAUAGCUUAUUUGUUACUCAAGAAUAUUGUAUUAUAUCAGAUCUGCAUUUUUCAUGAUAGUUAAAAUAAUUGUGACUUCUGACACCAUGUAGUCUUGUAUGCAGUUAUCAACAUUUCAUAGAAACAUACUUCUUCCAUCUUCAGGGUCCAGAAACCAGAAAGGAGGUGGGGCAACCUUGACACCCGCUCCUUGCUUCUUUCCAGCAUUGCUUACUUUCUGACUCUGAAUAUGAAGACAGCAUGUUCUUCUAAAACAUUAUUGAACUUAUACUUGAGUACACAGUGUUACAUCACAGAAGGUAGUACUCUUAACAGAAAAGUUCUCUGUUCAUAUAAUUGUGUCAAUUCCUAUCCUGCCUGCAAUUUAUCUGAGAAAGAAUGUUCCUGUCGGGAAUUACAAAGCAAUUAAGCCUGACAUUCAAGACAAUACACUAUGUGCAGAAUGUUUCAGUGACUACAGGAAAAAGAUAGAGAAAACAAAGUGUGCUUAUUUUUUCUAUAAAUACCAGAAAAGCAAAAAUCUGUCUGAAAGAAAAAAUGUUCAGAUCACUGGGAACUGCAAAUAAAUUGUAAUAUGUGAGAUCAACUGGAAAUCUUCACAGUUUAGGCCACUUACUGCCUACAUUUACUUAUUAAAAUCAAUGAAAUGAAAAUGAA